Labrus mixtus (cuckoo wrasse) is the source of this 2202-nucleotide messenger RNA. RefSeq names its product unconventional SNARE in the ER 1 homolog (S. cerevisiae) (gene use1). The record is from RefSeq and is a predicted model, not a curated record. Gene Ontology annotation, cellular component: SNARE complex; endoplasmic reticulum. The transcript has 9 exons. Gene Ontology annotation, biological process: retrograde vesicle-mediated transport, Golgi to endoplasmic reticulum. Bases 41 to 817 code for a protein of 258 amino acids. NCBI's taxonomy places the organism in Eukaryota, Metazoa, Chordata, Actinopteri, Labriformes, Labridae. Gene Ontology annotation, molecular function: SNAP receptor activity.
AGAUUGACGUCAUACUGCUGCGACGGUGUGUCAGUCAAACAUGGCUUCUAGGUUAGAAAUUAAUUUCGUCAGAUUAUUGUCUCGCUGUGAAUCGAUAGCGUCGGAGAAACGAGGAGAAACAGAAUGGAGAUUAGAAAAGUAUGUUGGCGCCCUGGAGGAGAUGUUGGUGGCCUUGAGGAAAAGCCUGAGCAAACCCACACCAGAAGUGCUGACUGAAUUCACAAGAAAAGUAGAUUUUCUGAAAGGACUUCUGGAGGCUGACAAACUGUCUUCACCAACAGAAAAGGCCUUAGCUAAUCAGUUCCUCGCCCCUGGGCGAACACCCACUAUAGCCAAUGAGAGGAUGCCUGCCACUAAAACUGUCCACAUGCAGACCAAGGCCCGGUGUACGGGAGAGAUGAGGAAUGAGCUGCUUGGCACAGGGCUGACUGGCAAAGGCUCAUCAGAAACAGAAUUAAGAAACAGAAGGUCAGGUCUUCCCUUGGAUGAGCGCCAGUCUGCAGCAGAACUGGAGGCCGUCCUGCAGCAUCAUCACAACCUGCAGGAGAAACUUGCUGAUGACAUGCUCAAUUUGGCAAGAAAUUUGAAGAACAACAGUCUGGCAGCACAGAACAUCAUCAAACAGGACAACCAGACGCUGGGCCAGUCCAUGCGUCAGGCAGACCUGAACUUUGAGAAGCUGAAGACGGAGUCCGAGAGGUUGGAGCAGCACACCAAGAAGUCCGUCAAUUGGCUGCUGUGGAUCAUGCUCGUCCUGGUCUCCUUCACCUUCAUCAGCAUGAUCCUCUUCAUUAGAAUCUUCCCCAGACUCCGAUGAUGACACGUCUGUGAUACUGAACUCUUAGUCUCCUUGUCCUCUUGUGGUUACAGAGCAGUAACUGCAUAGGCCUUAAGAUCUACCGAUCAGUAGUGGUCAGAACCAAAACGACGCCGUUUGAUGAACUGAAACAUUUGCACUUUUGAAAUCGAAGUUCUUCUUCUCGACAGGAAGGUUUAAAAGGAGGUUUGAAGCAUCAGUAUUCAUUUUUUUGAAACAGCAGAACAUGAAUGGAGCUUGUUUUCUUUAAGGCCUUAGGUAGAAACAGAAUAGUCUUAAUAAAUGGACAGCAGACACUGAGCCUUAAGUAUUCUUUACUCUCGUCAGGUACGCUACAAGCCACUCGGCCUAUGUAGAGCAAACUUCUCUUGAGUUCAGCAUUUCCUCACCUUGUAUCUGAAACAGUUCAUAACCCGUCCAGCAUCUGCUAUAGACUAUAUAAAUCACAGUUCAACACUAUAUCUGAUUAAAGGCAGAGUCUAAAGAUUCAAACUAAAUCAUUGCUCUGGAUGUGCUAAAUGUUUAAAUUGUUUGGUAACCCUUUACUCUGUCUAUUAGCACCUAUAAGCAUUGCAUAGAUAUUUAUAAAAUAGUAAAUAGCACUAUAAUGAAGUUAUAGAAAGCCAUAUAGACAUUUACAUGUGUUUAUUAAUGUGAAGUAUUUGUCAACAACUAUAUAAGUUCUCCUAUGAGCUAUACUGUCACUUCUCAUCUGUUCAUACUAUAAUGUAUGACUGGCCCUAGGAGGAGCUGUAGUUGGACAAAUAUUACAUUAAUACACACUUUUUAAAAUUAUAUUAUAUUAAAUUAUAAUCUAUAAAAGGUUUAUAUAGUGCUUCUUGAUUCUAAAUAACUACGGUAAUAUUUAUUCUAAUAAGGAAGUCAAGUGUCACUGAUUGUUGCACUGAAUGCACAGAGUUAAUACAAAUUACAAAAAUCUACUUUAAGCAUCAGUUACAUUUCCAUGAAUACUUUUCUCUGAGUUCAUUUUUUGGGGAAAAAAUAUUGCAAGGCGGUGUAGAGCUGUUAGGGUGCUGUUAGAUUCCUGUAGUUCAUCCCUCCAUAUAAACCCUUAGUCCAGUUCUGUGUUUCUGAGUGUGUGUUCUGGUUGUUGAUUCAGGUGAUGAAACUUUUUGAUUUUUUUUUUUUUUGUGACGUCUGGGGCUUCUGACACUGAUCAAAUGAAAUGACUGUAACCCCAUCUUAGCAAUGACAUUUUGAGAGCUGUGUGUGUAGAAUCACAAGAAACUUGAGAAAAUACAAUGUCACUGAACUAAAACCACCUCCUUUAAUUGUGUAGAUGUAAUAAUUGUGAGACCUGUGUGUGUGUGUGUGUGUGUGUGUGUCUGUGUAUGACAUCUUUCCUCAAAGUAAAAUACCAAAAU